AUGAAUAAGGAAGGGUUUCUCGAAAUGCAGAAAGUUGGAGAAAAUCUACAACGUAAGAAAACUGUGGAUGAUGUUAAAAUCACUCCAGGACUGAGCUUAAAAGUGUCGAGUGAAAGUGUCAAAAAUACCUGGUCAAAUGACAAACUGGGCAAAACUUCUAGUGGAAUAAGUUUGACCAAGAAAAAUAGUUACUUAGAUUUGAGUUUGAAAGAUAAAUUGGUACAAAUGCCUCUACGAGGGCUAGAAAACCGGAAAGAGAUAUCAAAGUCUCACUCAUGUCCUUGGCAGAACUUCAAUUUGGAAGAGAAACACAUCUAUCACAAAAUCCGACCGGUGAAUAAUAUUUCGCUGGAGCUUUACAAGAACAAUAAAAAGUCGAUUUUGAAAAGACCGAAGGUGCCCAAACCGCAGAUAACAAGGUCUACCCUGAUGGAGGUAAAAUUCAACAAAGCGGCUGCAAUGAUGAUCCACCCGAGCGCACGUCACAAUGUGAUGAGACAAGCUAGAAUAAACUUGUCGACGAAUACUAGGCACACAGUUGGUGAUAAUACUAUUUUUAGGAAACCAUCAAGUGACUUUCAGGUGCCUAAAGUGAUUACUAAUAGGAAGAAGAAAUAUUUUGAGGAAGAUGGACGAGGACAUUUUUGGUAUAUCAGCAAAAAGCCCAAAAUUGUAUAA
Acanthoscelides obtectus is the source of this 678-nucleotide messenger RNA. The record is from the annotation of a GenBank genome assembly. NCBI's taxonomy places the organism in Eukaryota, Metazoa, Arthropoda, Insecta, Coleoptera, Chrysomelidae.